CCGCUGCUGAUUGAUCCUCAAGGCCAGGGCAAGCACUGGAUCAGAAACAGAGAAUCUGGCAAUAAUCUCCUGAUAACAAGCCUAAACCACCGGUACUUCAAAGUCAACCUAGAGGACUGCUUGAGCCAGGGUAGGCCUAUACUCAUCGAGAACCUGGGUGAGGAAAUUGACCCAGUUCUCGAUAACAUACUGCAAAAGAACUUCUACAAAGUGGGCGCUUUUCACAAGGUGAAGCUAGGCGACAAGGAAGUAGAUGUGAUGAAAGGGUUUGCACUCUAUCUGCAGACCGAGCUAGCAAACCCAGUUUACUCACCAGAUGUCUCUGCGCGCACCAACAUGAUUGACUUCACUGUCACUAUGAAGGGACUAGAGGACCAGCUUCUUGGAGUUGUAAUUCUUACGGAAAAACAGGAGCUUGAGGCUGAGCGAAACCAGCUGCUGAUACAGAUAGCAGCAAAUAGAAGACGAAUGCAAGAACUAGAGGACACUCUCCUGCAUAGGCUCUCCACAGUCGAGGGAUCUUUGAUCGACGACCAGCAGGUGGUAAGUGUGCUGAAGAGCACCAAGCAGAUGGCACUCGAGGUUCAGGAGAAACUGAAUGUGGCAGCGGAGACGGAAGCUAAGAUCAAUGCUGCUAGAGAAGAGUAUAGAGCAGUUGCCACAAGAGGAAGCAUCUUGUACUUUCUCAUCACAGAGAUGAGUAUGGUCAACAUCAUGUACCAAACGUCACUUAAACAGUUCCUAGUUUUGUUUAACGAGUCAAUGGCCAAGUCGGCGAAGACCGCUGUUCCGAGCAAGCGCAUUGGCAACAUUAUUGACUACAUGACAUUUAGAGUGUUUAAGUACGUAACCCAGGGCCUUUACGAGAAUGACAAGUUUCUCUUCACGCUGUUGCUUGCCAUCAAGAUCAACUUGACGAUGGGCACCAUCAGCGAGAAAGAGUUUCAGACGUUCAUCAAAGGUGGCGCCGCCUUAGACAUGAACUCCGCGGAGCCGAAGCCUAAAAAGUGGAUACCAGAUAUUACCUGGUUGAAUCUGGUGCAACUAAGUAAUCUCAAACAGUUUCAAAAUAUACUGGAUCAGGUGACGAGGAAUGACAAGGCGUGGAAGACGUGGUACGACGAGGAUGCACCAGAGGCUUGCACGAUCCCUGACGGCUAUUCCGCCUCGCUGCUGCCCUUCAGUCGGCUGCUGCUUGUACGCAGCUGGUGUCCCGACCGCACAAUUGCGCAGUCUAGGAGUUACGUAGCCAGCGCCAUCGGCAAUAAGUACACGGAGAGUCUUUUUUUGAACCUGGCCGCUAUUUUGGAAGAGUCGGACUGCAGGACGCCAUUAGUCUGUCUGCUGUCUCAGGGCUCUGAUCCUUCAGAGGCUAUCGCACGUCUCGCAGCAAAAUUCGAAUUCGCUUGUUCCUCGGUAUCCAUGGGACAAGGCCAAGAACUCCAUGCACGCCGUCUUCUGGCUGAGAAUAUGCCAACUGGGGGUUGGAUUUUGCUGCAAAACUGUCACCUGGGACUAGAAUUCAUGAGCGAAUUGCUCGAAACGCUCUCGACUACCGCAACCGUCCAUGAGACAUUUCGCUGCUGGAUGACCACCGAGAUGCAUCCAAAGUUUCCUAUCACUAUGCUGCAGGCUAGCAUCAAAUUUACGAACGAUCCUCCUAUGGGAAUCAAAGCCAGCCUGAAGCGAACCUUUGCUCAAAUAUCACAGGACCAGUUGGAGGCCAACAGCGCCGCCCAGUGGAGGCCUAUGCUAUAUACAGUGGCCUUCCUUCACGCCGUCGUGCAGGAGCGACGUAAGUUCGGUCCGCUUGGCUGGAACAUACCCUACGAGUUCAACAACUCGGAUUUUACAUCUACUGUGCAGUUCAUACAGAACCACCUCGAGGAGGUUAGCCCGAAGAAGGGAAUCUCCUGGGCGACAGUGCGCUACAUGAUUGGUGAGGUGCAGUACGGAGGAAGAGUGACCGACGACUUCGACAAGCGACUCAUCAACACCUUUGCACGCGUCUGGUUCAGUGACAGCAUGUUCGCGAAGGAAUUCGAGUUUCACGAAGGCUACCAGGUCAUUGCAUCCACGAACAUCGAGCAGCUGCGGCUGAGCAUUGAGAAACUACCUUCAAUGGAUUCACCGGAGGUGUUCCGGCUGCACCCCAAUGCCAACAUUGCCUACCAGACGAAUAGGGCCAAUAAGAUUUUCAGCACCAUAUUGAAUAUUCAACCAAAGGACGUGGUCGUCGGUCAGGGAGACACCAGGGAAAUGAUAGUGUACAAGAUAGUCACCGAUAUGUUGCAGAAGCUACCGCACGACUACCAGCCACAUCAUGUAAAAGAGCGUCUGAAUAAGAUGGGGGCACUGUCGUCUAUGACCAUCUUCCUGCGGCAGGAGAUUGACUGCAUGCAGAAGGUGAUUAGUACAGUGCGCGCCACACUAUGCGACCUCAGGCUUGCCAUCGACGGCACCAUCGUAAUGAGUGACAGUCUUCGUGGUGCGGUCGACAGUCUCAGCAACGCCAUGAUCCCAGACAUCUGGCUUAGGGUUUCCUGGGAGUCUGCUACCCUGGGAUUCUGGUUUAUGGAAUUAAUUGAGCGCAACAUGCAACUAACAACCUGGCUCGAUCACGGCAGACCAAAAUGUUUCUGGAUGUCUGGUUUCUUUAACCCUCAGGGCUUCCUCACGGCCAUGAGACAGGAGAUCACCAGAGCUCAUAAAGGCUGGUCUCUUGACAAGGUCGUUCUACAGAACGAGGUUACUAAGUGCAUGCGAGAGGACAUCACGGCGCCCCCGGCAGAAGGUGUUUACAUCUCGGGUUUGCACCUAGAUGGGGCCUCAUGGGACCGCCGCUCUAGCAGGCUCGCCGAACCGAUUCCCAAGGUUCUGUUCACGCCGAUGCCCGUAGUGCGCAUGUAUGCAGACGUCGUCGACUCGACUACAGGCAGUCAGCAGUUCUACGAGUGCCCCGUCUACAAGAAGCCUAGUCGCACCGGCCUUAACUACAUCGCCACGCUCGCGCUCAGCGCAGGAGGAAUGUCACCCGAUCACUGGUGCCUGCGAGGCGUCGCGUUGCUGUGCGACGUGCACACAUAGACCGUGCUGCCACCUGCUUUCUAAUAAUAAUGAAAGUCUAGAUGUUAUCUGUUUUUUUUUAACUCAAUGGUAGUGUUCUAGCAAUCGCGUGAUGAUGUGUUCUUGCAUAUCUAUGUGAAGCAUUCUGCACAGAGGCUCUACAUGUACUACGAAUCUCGAUCAUGUGGACGAUUAACUCAAAUCUCAUGUACAGUUUAGUUGAUAUCUAUUGACUGGGAACGAACCUUCUAUGGGCCGCUCGAGUUGCGUGUUUUAAACUUAUCCAACUGUGAUGGCCAAGAUGUUACUAAAUUUUGGGUUUGGAAAGGUUCUAUGGAAUUAUCAAAAACCCCUCCCCCCCCCACACACACACACUCCGCCUAAAGAUACUUUCAAUGAAACUAAAACGAAAUGUAUAUAUAAGAAAUAAA
Molecule: messenger RNA, 3497 nt
Organism: Priapulus caudatus
Lineage: Eukaryota; Metazoa; Priapulida; Priapulimorpha; Priapulimorphida; Priapulidae
Product: dynein heavy chain 8, axonemal-like
Exons: 20
Coding region: 259-3087 (942 amino acids)
Biological process (GO): microtubule-based movement
Cellular component (GO): dynein complex
Molecular function (GO): minus-end-directed microtubule motor activity; dynein light intermediate chain binding; dynein intermediate chain binding
Source: RefSeq, a predicted model, not a curated record